AUGGGUGAAAUGGAGGAAUUGCGAAAGGAGAUGGAGAAUCUCAAAGACCAGAUCACUGCAGCUCGUAAGACAGUGCAAGACACCACACUGCAAGAGGCAGCCGCCGGGAUCACUGUGGUGGGGCGUGUCCAGUUGAAGACCAGGAAAACACUAAGGGGUCACCUUGCCAAGAUCUACGCUAUGCACUGGGGCGCUGACUCCACGCUGUGUGUCAGUGCCUCACAAGAUGGAAAACUCAUAGUGUGGGACAGCAUUACAACCAACAAGGUGAAUGCCAUCCCUCUCAAGUCAUCGUGGGUAAUGACUUGCGCCUAUGCACCUUCGGGGAACCUAGUGGCUUGUGGCGGUCUGGACAACAUGUGCUCCAUCUACAACCUCAAGGGAAAGGACGGAAACGUCAAAGUCAUGCGUGAGCUGGCUGCACACACAGGCUACCUGUCCUGCUGUCGUUUCCUCAGCGACAGUGAGAUUAUCACCAGCUCUGGAGACUGCACCUGCGUACUAUGGGACAUUGAGACAGGAACCCAAAAGACCAUCUUUGCAGGGCACCAGGGAGACUGCAUGUCCCUGGCCGUGUCUCCAGACUUCAAGUUUUUCAUCUCAGGGGCGUGCGACUUCACAGCCAAGCUGUGGGACAUCAGGGAGGCCCAAUGCAGACAGACCUUUGGAGGCCAUGAGAGUGACAUCAACGCAAUUGGAUUCUUCCCAAAUGGUAACGCAGUGAUAACAGGGUCGGAUGACGCCACCUGUAAGCUGUACGACCUGCGAGCUGACCAGGAACUCAUCACCUACCAGGACUCCAGCAUCAUGUGCGGGGUGACCUCCCUGGCCCCCUCCAAGUCAGGACGCCUGUUACUGGCUGGCCACGACGACUUUAACGUCAACAUCUGGGACACACUGAAAUCUGAGAGAGUGGGAGUGCUGGCUGGUCACGACAACAGAGUGAGCUGUAUCGGAGUGUCCUCAGAUGGGAUGGCGUGUUGCACAGGAUCCUGGGACAGCUUCCUCAAGAUAUGGAACUGA
Molecule: messenger RNA, 1023 nt
Organism: Perca flavescens (yellow perch)
Lineage: Eukaryota; Metazoa; Chordata; Actinopteri; Perciformes; Percidae
Gene: gnb3a
Product: guanine nucleotide binding protein (G protein), beta polypeptide 3a
Exons: 8
Coding region: 1-1023 (340 amino acids)
Biological process (GO): signal transduction
Molecular function (GO): protein binding
Source: RefSeq, a predicted model, not a curated record